CUUUCAGCCAUUUAUUCGGUGCAUCCCGAUCCCUUCUUGCAUCUUCCAGCGCCUCGGCGCCAGUGAGUCGUUCGAUUGUUGGAACUUGGGAAUUAGAGGCGUCUCAGGAAUUCUAUCGAUGAUGGGGUGAAAGCCGAAGCGCAUUAGAGAGGAUGAGCGAAGAUGAGAGCGGCUGCAUUCAAUCAAGGAUUUUACGGGACUCGCCAUCACAACGACACCUUCAGCUUUCGCAUCGACACGAGAGCGCUCAACACGAGUUUGAACCCGACGAUCAUCGCAAGUCGAUCGGCAGUAGACGUGAACGCCCGGAAAUCGGCUCGCCGGGUCUUCAGUGCCGGGAUUGUCCUCUCCGGGGGACUCCUCAUCUUCAUCGGUCUGAUCAUGGGCUUCCAAUUCCCCAACUACGUGUCGCAAAGGACUCUCCAAAGCUCGUGCAUUGCCAACCCCAACAGCGUCUACUUCCACGACUGGGAGAGCAACGCAUUCCGGGGCGUCGUGAAUAACUGGCUCUUUUACUGGAACAUCACAAAUCCCACUCAAGUACUUCGAGGAAUUCCACCGAAGAUGAAAUUGGUGGGGCCGUACGCGUACGAAGAGAUGGAGAAGAAGCAGAACGUGAGAUUCAACGGGUACUACGUGACGUACACCCGUUGGCGGACGCAGAAGUUCUUCUUCCAGGGACACGACGAGAACGACACGUUAUGGACGUACAACCCCGCGUACUGGGACGCACGAAGCAAGUACUCGGGCAAUCGUCUGCACAUGUUGGGAAUUCCCAGACUGGCAGAGCUCAUAAACCGACGGUCGCAAGUCUUCACUUCCGGGGAAGAUUUCACCCUCGGAGGAGACUACAGCCGAAUCCAUUUCGAUUCGUGGAUCGAAGCCCGACCCGAACGCCGCCUGGAUCUUUUCGCAGCCUCCCAAACAGAUGUGUCGGAGCAAUACUUCGGGUCGGAAGAGCCGAGCGAGGCCAUGAACUUAUACCCGACGUUGACCCGACGAGGGAAGUGGAAAUUUGGAACGGACAGCUCCGUGUGCUACUCGAAGAUCCACCAACUUUCUCCCGACGUUUGCGGUUUGGCCUUCGUCGUCGACGUCGUCCGAGACGGCGGCGCCAGGGACGACGUCUACGCCAAGUUAUUUCAACUCGCCAGGGGAAUUUUCAUCCGGGGAACCGCGUGGAGUCGGGCGAACGACACCGAAUCCCAAAGACGACUGCUGCAACUAUUGGUUGACUACAUUCUGCAAGUCUUGCUGCCUUACAGCGAAUCGGCGACAGAGGGACUGCCUCCAUUGCUUCAAGUGACGCAACGGGAACUCGCAUUGGGACACGAACAGAGUUUCUGCGUCACCUGCGUCGGGCAGUGCAACAGCAGCAGAAGAAGUAAAGAAAACCUGACAUGCCCCAAUGGGAUCCUCUAUCGAUUCGAGGUCAGAGGAAUCCUGGAACACUCGCUCAACGAGGGACAGGCUCUGCAAAACGGCCCCGUCAUCAAUCUCACGACCUGUCUCCUUGGGAGGAGCUUCCACAACAAUCUUAGGCUUGUCGGGAUGGAAACGGAAGGUGAAUGGGAGUGGACGAGUUCGGAGGGUUUCACGUGGAGGAUCCCCCCGACUGCGACUUUGCGGUGUUGCGGCUCCGUUCCCCAUCCCGGUGGGACCCGAAAUUUUCAUCUCGAGUAUCUGGAUAGUGGGAUCCCCUUUCAAGGAGCCGGAAACUUCUACAGCAAUGGAAUGAAUCUUGCUGCAUUCCACAUCUCGCAAGGGUGGCUCCAGGAGUGGAAAGAGAAUCAGAGGGGACUGAGGAACACUCACCAUCCAGGGUGGCGGAUCUUCCACUCUGAUGUCACAGAAGCCUCAGAGAUUCCUUCCAGAUACAAACUCAACCUGGUGUGGGUGCUGCUAGCUGUGGCAUGUGGAGGAGUCAUUGCAUUCAGCUGCCUUGGUGGAUGUAUCAUCAUCUUUGGAUGCCUGGUUGUCAUGUUUCAUCGCAAUCACCGCAUCGCCCCAUUGAAGAUCUGGGGUCGCACCUUUAGUCUUGGGAGUCGGAGAAUGAGACAAGAACCCUGAUGCACUCCAAGAGACAAAAACCUCAAAGACUCUUAUGACCUGAAUAGAUUUAUACCCAUCUAAAAAUCAUUAGUGAAAUAUUGCAUUCCAUAAUUGGACAUUAGCAAUACAUAUGAACAACCUUUUAUUAUCUUAUCUUCUACACCAGUACUUCUUACUCUAUCACCAUUCAAUUCAAGCACAAGGAUUCAAGGGCUUGAUUCCUUCAUGAACAGCGUGCCAAACUUUAUUAGAAUGUUAUAAAUUCAAAUAUAUAUUAUUGAACUUCAAUUGAAUGGCUGACAUUCCAGUGUAUAGAUUUUCAGAAAUAUUAGGCUACAUUUUAUAAAACUUCUUAAAUAUAAAAACUUCUGUUAAACAAGAAUUAUGUAUUGAAAACACCCU
This is a messenger RNA of Darwinula stevensoni, 2454 nucleotides long. Lineage: Eukaryota; Metazoa; Arthropoda; Ostracoda; Podocopida; Darwinulidae. The record is from the annotation of a GenBank genome assembly.